UCUGGCUGGAGACCCCGAGUCCGUGAGCGUGGCGGAGCAAGAGAGCUGCCAGCUGGAGCAGGAGCUUGAGGCCAGACGUCUGGAGCUGCAGAACCUCAGACAGGAAGUAGAUUAUCUGAGCAGUCAAAGACAUCUUCACACUCAGCUGCUUCCUGCACGCCUGAAGGACGUGGAAAUGAAGUUCAGCAGUGUGCAGAUGGCACUGACCCAACAGAGCUCAGAGCUGAAGGACACACGGAUGCUCACGGACUUCCUGGAGAAGCUGGAGCUCGAGGAAAGCCACUACAGCACUCUGGGACAGCCGCUGUGUGGAGAGCUCGACUCUGGCCCGUCUCUUCUGGGCUCGCCGGUGAAGACAUGACGAGCCCCUGAUGGAAGCCAUUGGGAACCCUGUGAAGGAGCUCAGAGAAGCAGUGGAGAUGCUCAAUGACACGGCGCGGGAGAGGGGCCGCUCGCAGUCACAUGACCAGAGCAUCCAGGAGCUGAUCACCAGGCAUGCCAUGGUGUCAGCGCACGUGGAGCAGUGUCUGCAGCGCUGUGCGGAGCUCGCCGUAGAUGUGCUGGAGAUUGAAAGUGAGAUGGCUGUGAGAUGUGAGCCGGAUCGCUGUGGUCUGGAUGACCUGCAGGAGUACCAGGACCAGCUGGAGGCUGAAUACAGGGUCUUGAAGGAGGAGGUUGAGGCCAUGGUGAGUCUGGCGAGCUGUUUGUCAGACGUGUGCCCGGAGAGGAUGAACGCUGUAGGGACUGAGAUUCAGACCAGCCUGAACGCCUGGGACGAGCUCGGCAAAAGUGUGGCUGAAAACAAGAAGAGACUCCUGCAGUUCGGACACCUGCGCCAUUUCUUUAGGAACUACCUGGCAAUGAUCUCUUGGACAGAAGACACCCGCUCCUGCAUUUUCUCAGAAAGCGCUCUGCGUCAAAGCCGAGAGAACCAGGAGCCUCUGGUUGAGGUUCUGGAUCGGCAGAUAGAGCAGAAGUUCGAGGAGUUUGAUCAGCUCGCCGUGGCUGGAAAAAAACUCUUUGACGACGAGCAUCACCUCAACAAAAUGAUCAGAGAGAGGGUGGAGGAGCUGAGGAGCAUGCUGGGAUGGAUCCUGGUCCACUGGAGGGCUCAGAAGGAUCAGCUGUUGAGCAGACAGAAGACUGAAGAAGCUCAAACAGAUGCUAUUUACUCCGAGGCCAUGGUCUGCAGCCCACAAACACAGUUGGAAACCUCACCCGAGGUCUCUCAGAAGAAAACAGAAAGCCUCAAAAGUGCUCCCCCUGGUGACACGGAGGAUGGUUUGCAGCACAGUUAUGGAUAUGAGGUGAUGCAAAGUGUCAGUCCUAAAGGAAGCGAUGAUAGCGGUCGUUUAGAGAGGCCGGAUUCACCGUACCUGGUGCUAAAGGAACCCAGCCCAUCAGCUUUAGGAGGCACCGUCAACCUCAUCCUCAGCUUCAGUAACUCUGGAGACACACAAAUCCAGGUACAGGCGCCUGGCAGGGAAGGUGGUGUGCCGGUGUCCGAACCUGUGCACAGGCCUGCUGAGUCUCACUCUUCUGCCUGUAAAAGCUUUUGGAAGCGCUGCCAGGGGCUUUUUGGUAGUUUAAAGCGAAAGACAAAGAUUUAUCAACACAGUGCAGAAGAGGACCAAUCCAUGAGCCUACUGUCUGUUCAUAUGGGAUUGGAUUGGACCAGUGACAAUGUUAUCCAGAGUGGAAGACAAGAACUGGAACUGCCAUCUAUGGAAGGUACACUGGAGAGGAAACAAAAACUACAACUCGGUGGAAAGAAGGCUUCAUGCAGGGCGUGGAACUCCUAUCAUGCUGUGCUAUACAAACAAACAAUAUGUUUCUAUCAGGACAGGAAAGAUACACUCAAGAGCUGUAUGACCAGCCUUCCUCUGAAUCUAAUCGGAGCGGUGUGUGAACCGUCGCCAGAGUACACCAAAAAACCCAACUGCUUCUGCUUGAGAUUGCGGGAUGGAUCUGAGUAUCUCCUCAGUGCAUCGUCCCGAUUCAUGAUGAAGAAAUGGAUCCUCAGAAUCCAAGCACACACUGCGUCUAGUGAUUCUGUAGUGAACAGAUCAACAUGUCAUGGGUCUUCAGCUUCAGCGGCGCUCCCUAGACAUUCUCCUGCUAUCACCGGCUGUCAGUGUGGAGAUAAAUGUCACUGCUCCAUGAGAAAUUAUGUCACCUCCACCGUUUUAGCACAGAGUCAGCCCACCUCAGGCCGAACCAAAGAGAUCAUAGUUCACACCAGUGACGCUCUGCAGAUCCACCAAAGGCAUCAGGAUCUGUUGCUCCCCUCGUUCUCAGAUGCGGGUCAUUGUGAGGAUGAGUUUGACUCUCAUGGCGAGUCUUUGAGACAGAAACCGUCCUCUGUGUCCACUGUUCAGGGCUGGACCAGCGAAAAGAGACGCUCACACUCCUUUACCUCAGCCACAUAUCAGAGGAUCAAGCCUGUAGCGCCUCCUUCAGGCAAAGGCCAGGACAGCAGCCAGCUACUCUGUGACUCUAUUCAUCGGAGAUCGUGAGAUGCCAUCAGUCUCUAAAAGCACAGCGACGGCCUCGUCAAACUGCGUCCGGCAGGAGUCCUUCUCCGAUCUGCCCAUGAGGAGCUACAUGAGCCUCCCGCGACCCCCCAACAAAUCCGUCUUCAGGAAGUUCUUUGGGAAAAAGGAGUGACGGACACUUUCUGUGACACUGCAGGUCAAAGACCCUGCCUGACAUGUGCAGGACACAAGUUCAAAACAUUUUUCUUACAUUUAUUUAUGGAUCUGAUGGAGAACCAUUCGUGUAUGCUUUUUUUUUUUUUACAUGAGAUUUUGUAUGAUUGUGUUGCUGCAAGAUGUCUAAUGUUCACUCCUAAAACUUCUCACUUCAUCAGCCGUUUUGAUAUCGGGCUCAUGGGCGGUUUAGUCAAAAAUGAAAAUCAUUUCAUCAUUUACUCACCCUCAUGUUGAGGUUCCAAACCCAUAUGACUCUUUCUUUAAUGAAACAUUAUGCAUUUAGCUGCACUUUUAUCCAAAGCAAAUUACAAAUAGGAACAAAAUACAUUUUAUCACUGAGCCAAUAUGCGUAAUUUGCAACACCAGCAGGUUUAUUAGACUAUUUAGAAGCAAGCUAAAGAAGACGAGAAAUGCAGAGAAGAAAAAAGCUGAAAUAUUUAAAGUCUUUCAAGCUCCAAAAAGACAAAAACACACCACAGAAGUAUUAUAACAGUAGUGCUUAUGACUCAUCCACUCUAUACCAGUUGCUCUGAAGUCAUAAAACCACUUUGUGUGAGAAACAGACCCAAAUUUAAGUCGUUACUCUCUACCUAAGCAUUUUAAUAUGAAUGUCAAAAAGUCAAACUUGACUGAGAACUGUUGGCCGAAAGUAAAUGCAUUAUAUCCUAGCUUUAUUAUAUUGGUAUAUUAAAUUAUGUAUUAAAUUAUAUAAUAUAAUAUAUUGGUCUAUUAAAUCCAACUAAAUUAUUUUUUUUUUAGUUUUUACCUUUGUCAUUUUCCCCUUUUUAUUCGGAUAGGACAGUAUUUAGACAGGAAGUGAAUUGGGAGAAAGAGAGGGGGCCGAGGCGGGAAAGCUCCGCAAGCUGGGACUCGAACUUGGGACGAACUUCGAAAUUGGCACAGACUAAAUCCAAAUAUAUUAUAAUGCAUCAAAAAAAAAAAAAUUACAUUUAAAUGUACUUUUUUUAAUUAAAAAAAAUGUAAUUAAAAUUAUUAAUAUUUUUUUUUUUUUUUUCAGGAAAAUUCACUUUUCAGUGCUAAAACAAAACAAUAAUUAAAAAAAAAAUGCUAAAACAAAAAUAUAAAUUAGAAAUAAAGAUCCUCUUGUGCUAUAUGGCAUGACGGGCCGAAUCAAAGGUCAUCUCUGCUCUCUGUAAAUCUUCCCUUGGUGCUUUUUUGUCAUUUUGGAGCACAGCUGACCCAGUCCCCUUUUGUUACAUAAAAUGUGCAUUCAGUUCUCCUGGAGGGUCACUUUGUUGCAUAAUUUAGCUCCAUCACACCUGCCUACUGUAGAUGUUUUUAACGACUUUAAUUAACUCGUUCAGGUGUGUUUAAUUAGGCUUGUACCAAAACACUGUAUGAAAGUGGCUCUCCAUGAAAGGAUUAGAUAGAAUAUAGUUCAAAAUGUAAAGAACACAAGAAAAUAGGAACAUCACGAGGGUGAGUAAUGAUCUGUUCACACUAAAAGUUAUUACUAUAUUAUAUUUCAUCAAAACUUUUUAGUUAUAGCUGUCAUCAUUGGUGUGAACUUUCAUUUAUUGAUGAACUCUUCCUUCAACCUCAACAUUUUCCCAUGCUGAGAUUUCAUUAUUUUCCAGAUUUUUUUCAUGUGUAUAAAUGAGUGCAGUUUGCUGUGGAUGUGAUGACAGCCAUAAAAUACUGCCGUACUGAAUCUACUGAUAUGAGACUGUUGAUAGCUGAUGUGUUCAGUGUUCCCACCACAUUCCACUUGAGGUGGUUUUCAGUUCAUGUAUGUUCUGUUUUUGGUGUGGAUUGCAAUUUCCCUGAGGUUUUGGCACAUAUUAUUUGUCAGCUUGUCAUGUUUUUCUGUGUCUGCUGGUUUGAGUUCUGUGUGGACUUAUAAGGUUCGUUCAACCAAAAAUGAAAGCUCUGUCAUUAUUUAUUUACUUGAGGGUGAGUAAAUGUUGACAGUAAUUUACAUUUUUGGCCAACUGUCCCUUUUACAUGUUGUGUGUUUUUUUUUUUUUUUUUUUCUCCAGACUAAACAUUUGAUUCACGUACUCUAGCUGUAGAUGUUUUACUGUCUAGGUCAUGCAUGAUCUUUUGAGAUUGGUGGCAUGAAUGUCUUUGACCAUUUUUACACAGUUUAAACGUUAUGCAUUAUUUUAGAUAUUUUACAGUGGGGAAAUAUGUUCAGAUUGUAAAAAAUGUAAAUUGAAAUUAAUACAAUAAUAAGCAUUGU
Molecule: messenger RNA, 4914 nt
Organism: Cyprinus carpio (common carp)
Lineage: Eukaryota; Metazoa; Chordata; Actinopteri; Cypriniformes; Cyprinidae
Biological process (GO): muscle cell development; actin cytoskeleton organization
Cellular component (GO): cortical actin cytoskeleton; cell projection; Z disc
Molecular function (GO): actin filament binding; phospholipid binding
Source: RefSeq, a predicted model, not a curated record